AUGGCUGACAACACGAAAUUGAAAAUCGGCGUGACUGCCGCCUACGACUGCCGCCUUCCUCCGCGACUGUGCGCCGGCUUCGCCUGCCGCGCCUGCUGCUCGCCGGCCGGCGCGUCUCGCCUGCCCGCUGGCGGCUCCUGCCUGCUGGGGUCAGGCUGCUCGCCGGCCGGCGUGUCCCGCCUGCUCACUGGCGGCUCCCGCCUGCUGGGACCAGGCUGCUCGCCGGCCGGCGUGUCCCGCCUGCUCACUGGCGGCUCCCGCCUGCUGGGACCAGGCUGCUCGCCGGCCGGCGUGUCCCGCCUGCCCGCUGGCGGCCCCUGCCUGCUGGGGCCAGGCUGCUCGCCGGCCGGCGUGUCCCGCCUGCCCGCUGGCGGCUCCUGCCUGCUGGGACCAGGCUGCUCGCCGGCCGGCGUGUCCCACCUGCCCGCUGGCGGCUCCCGCCUGCUGGGGCCAGGUCACGACAUGGCAGGAACACUCAACGUGACCGUUCGCUGGCUGCGCUGGAUCGCCCCAGGUACCGCGCUGAUCUCCCUGACCUUGGUGGCCGUUGCCAUGGCAACGCCGGCCUGGCUGAGCACCACAGAACGGUUUCCGAACGGCACCGAAGUGCUGGAGAAGGAGACAUACAGCGGGCUGUGGUUCAUCUGCUUCACGCCACUGGGCAGCCGUCAGUUCGAGUGUCACCCGAUAGACUACUUCCCCCGCGAGUACUACUCGCCGGACGCGACGGACUCGACUAUGGCGAUACCGAACGCCGUGAUCACAACUGGACCGUUCCUGUUCGCCGGCGCGGCGGUGCUGCUGACUGCUGAGAUCUGCUACGCUGUGGGUCACCUGUUCCGCCGCCGCCGGCUACUAAGCUUCGUCGGUGGCGUCAACUUUAUUCUGGCCGGACUCCUGGCCAUGAUCGCCACGAUCGUGUACAUCUCCACCUUCAAGGCGGAGGUCAAGAGCAAGCUGCGCGCGCGCACCCUGUGGGACCCGCCGCGCUUCACCUACCGCUUCGGCUACAGCUUCUUCGUGCUGGUAGCCGGCUUCAUCAUGGCGGAGCUCACCGGCAUCAUCGUGGUCUUCCUCUACAUCUUCUGGCACCAGCGAGACUGGGAGCGCAAGGGCCAGAAGCUAGCGCAGCAGCAGACGCUGACGUUUCAGCAGGUGACGCCCAUCUAG
Molecule: messenger RNA, 1170 nt
Organism: Pollicipes pollicipes
Lineage: Eukaryota; Metazoa; Arthropoda; Thecostraca; Pollicipedomorpha; Pollicipedidae
Gene: stg1
Product: stargazin-like protein
Exons: 9
Coding region: 1-1170 (389 amino acids)
Biological process (GO): positive regulation of synaptic transmission, glutamatergic; neurotransmitter receptor transport, postsynaptic endosome to lysosome; neurotransmitter receptor internalization
Cellular component (GO): AMPA glutamate receptor complex; postsynaptic density membrane
Molecular function (GO): voltage-gated calcium channel activity; channel regulator activity
Source: RefSeq, a predicted model, not a curated record